CGACGGGCCUUGCUGGCAGCUCCCUAUGCAUUGAGGCAACGAGGCAACUCUCGCUGACAAGCCUUCUCAUCGUCCCAAAGGUGCGCAUGGAGUAGGUCGAGGCUUGGACGAGAGCGGCGCUCGCGGCGGCCACUUCGCGUAAAGCCGAAAGUGCCGCGACGUCCGCGCGCCGCUCCCGCUCGCGCAUACCCCGGACUCCACAUGGCGGCCGCUCGCCGUCCGCGGCCAUCCUCGUCUGCUUCCCGGCCUCCUCUCCACCACCACCAUGUCGCUUCGCACACCUCUCACGACGCUCUGCGCACUGCGCCACCCGCUUGUUUGCGGGCCCAUGGCCAACGCCGCCGGCGGCGCACUGGCCGCGCAGGUCUCGCUCGGCGGCGGUCUCGGCUUCCUCGGCGCCGGCUACUUCGAUGCCGCCAAGCUGGCCAAGGAGCUCGAGACGGCCGCGUCUCAGCUCGAGGCUGGCUCCAUGCAGAAAGAUGCGCAUGGCCGCCUGCCCGUUGGUGUUGGCUUCCUGGCCUGGCGCCUGUCGGCGAUCCACGGCGGCAAGCCCGCGGCAUCGAGCGACGUCGGCGACAGCAGCGCUGCACGCAAGCUCAUCGACGAGGCCCUCCGGCCGCGGCCAGCAGCACUCUGGCUGAGCUUUGGCGAUCGCGAGGAGAUGAAGGUCUGGGCAGAGGUCAUGCGUCGCCGCGAGGUCGAGCUCAAUGGUGGCGACGGCAAGGAGCUCAAGCUGUUUGUCGGCGUCGGCGAGGAGGGCGAGGCGCAGCGCGCGGUCGAAGAGGUCGGCUGCGACGUGCUCGUCGUUCAGGGCUGCGAGGCCGGCGGCCACGGCCUCGGCUCGUCGCCGCCGCUGCAUGCCCUCGUGCCGCGCAUGCUCUCGCAGCUGCCGCAGUGGCGCGCCAGUAACCCGUCUGGUCAGACGCCCGUGCUGCUCGGCGCCGGCGGCCUCUCCAACGGCCGGUCGCUGGCGGCACUGCUGGCGCUGGGCGCACAUGGCGGCGUGCUCGGCACUCGUCUGCUGCUCACGCCCGAGGCGGCAUACAGCGAUGCGCAGAAGAGUGUGCUGCUCAAGGCCUCGUCGGCAGAGACGCGCCGCACGAUGGCCUUCGACGAGGCACGCAACACGCUCGGCUGGCCCACGGGCGUCGACGGCCGCGGCGUCGUCAACGCCACGGUGCACGCCUACGAUAAGGGCGAGGGCGACACGGCCAGCCGGCAGAAGCGCUACAAGGAGGCCGAGGCACAGGGCGACGAGGCGCGCAUCGUGACGUGGGCCGGCACGGGCGUGGGCCUCAUGACGGAGAUCAAGCCGGCCAAGGACGUGAUUGAGGAGGUGGGCCGCGACGCCGCAGAGGCUGUGCGCGAGCUGUCUGGUACGCUGCAGUAGUAAGGCAAUGCAUAUGCUCGAGCUCGA
Molecule: messenger RNA, 1417 nt
Organism: Tilletiopsis washingtonensis
Lineage: Eukaryota; Fungi; Basidiomycota; Exobasidiomycetes; Entylomatales
Product: 2-nitropropane dioxygenase
Exons: 2
Coding region: 266-1390 (374 amino acids)
Molecular function (GO): nitronate monooxygenase activity
Source: RefSeq, a predicted model, not a curated record